GACGCCUGAGGCAACGAUCCCCCGGGCUGAUUGGGUGCCACCGACCCACGGGGUGACGUGCACGGGCCCACACCACGUGACCGACACCUAUUCUUGGGGCGUUUUGGGGCUGGCCGUCUUUCAUCAUGGCGGCUUUGCGACCCCAGAUCGUCUGCUUCGCCUCGAUCGUCAUCCCCUAUUUCCUUUCUUUUCUCCCCCCUCCCCCGCUGAGAGAAAAUGAGGUCCUUUCCCUCCCUCUCCCUCUCUGGCUCCGCGACUGUGCCCUGAUUACCAUGUUUAUUUCCGACUGCGAUCCCGAUGAGGGCCUGUCCACCAGCGUCGCCCGCGGGCCCGACCCACGCGUGUUUGACAAGCCCCCUUACUUCGACACCACCAUUCAAGUCGAUUCGAUCGAAUCGCCUCCAGCGCUUGACUCAGACGGGGGCCCAUCCUUACAGAAAGGGUACGAGCUGCAGGAUUUGGGCCCGGUUGUUGGCGAGGACCAGGGAAAUGCCUCAACGGGUACCGAACGCCUGCUGGGAGAAGAAGGUCUCUCUUGGAAGAAUCAGCAGGGCACCUCAUUUACGGCCAAUGCUGCACACCCAUUGUUCCCUCCGUUGCCGUCUUACGGCCCGCCCUCGUUGAUUUCUUCCGUUCAAUACCUCAUCAUUCGAUGCGUAUCCUUCGUCUUGUCCCUCGUCUUCCUCAGCACCGUCAUCCUGGGCGCCCUCGUUCACACCGCCAGCGCGUCUGUCUCGGACCUGCGUCACAAACUCGGCGGACCUGCUCCCAACACACCGAGCAGGUUUGAUGAGGAAGAGCGGUCACGGCGAGUGGAGCGCAACCAAGCCUCCCGGCGGUGGAGCUACCGACAAGAGAAGGAGGUGAACGAGGAAGGCCUCGAUGAAUGUCCGCCUCUGGAAGGGGGCAAGGAUCCGAUUGUCUGCGAUGUGGCCUACUACGCGAGACGGGUUGGGCUAGACGUGGAGACGUUCAAGGUUCAGACGGAGGAUGGGUUUGUUCUCACGCUCUGGCAUGUCUACAACCCGCAGGAAUACACCCCCUUGCCUCCUAAGGCCCGGCGGCCUCGGGGACCACACGUUUUCGGCGGCCAGAAGAACCCCGAGACCUCGCGUGCUCCACGCAAAUACCCCGUGCUCCUGAUACAUGGGCUGCUGCAGAGUGCCGGGGCGUUUUGCGCCAACGAUGACGACAGUCUUGCAUUCUUUCUCUGCAAAUCGGGCUACGAUGUGUGGCUCGGGAACAAUCGCUGCGGCAUGGUUCCGGAACAUACGACGCUGUUCCAGUCGGACCCGCGGAUGUGGGCGUGGAACAUCCAACAGAUGGGCGUGCUGGACCUGCCGGCGCUGGUGUCGCGGGUGCUCUUCGAGACGGGCUUUGACAAAUUGGGUCUCGUUUGCCACUCGCAAGGCAGCGCGGAGACCUUUAUCGCGCUGGCCAAGGACCAGCGCCCCGAGCUCGGGGAGCGGAUCUCGGUGUUUUGCGCCCUCGCGCCGGCCGUGUACGCGGGUCCCCUGGUUGAACGCGUCUACUUCCGCUUCAUGCGGAUGAUUCCGCCAUUCGUUUUCCGGGCCUUUUUCGGCAUCCAUGCGUUCAUUCCGUUCAUGAUGACGGUGCACCGCCGGCUACAGCCGCGGAUCUACGGCACCCUGGGGUACUACGUCUUCUCGUUUCUGUUUGGGUGGAAGGAUGCACGCUGGGACCGGGCCCUCCGGGACCGGAUGUUCCAGUUUGCGCCCGUGUAUGUCAGCGCGGAGGCGAUGCGGUGGUGGUUGGGCGGCGAGUGUUUUGCGCACCAGAAAUGCAUCCUGGCCCCGCGCGAGGUCACGCUGGCGGAGGCGGAGGAAGAUCAUCGUGGGGAGCGGGGCCAUGCAGACGCUCUGCGCAGCGACACGGCGUGGUAUGGCCCUCAGGCCCCUCCGUUUGCGCUUUGGAUCGCGGGAUCGGAUGGUCUCGUGGACGGACAACGGUUGUUGCACCGUCUCCAAAAUGGGCGCGAGCCGCAUGUCCGGGUGGUGCACGCGAAGGUCAUCGAAGAGUAUGAGCAUCUGGAUGUGUUGUGGGCGAUGGAUGCGAUCGACCAGGUGGGCCAGGAGGUGCGGCAGGUGCUUUGGCAGACGAUGCCGCAAGAGGCACGGACCGUAUGCCGGAUGCCGCGGGGAGUGUGGCUGAGCCCCGAUGAAUCAUGGACGAUGACAACCUGAUAGAUGGAUAGACCGGAUAAACGGAUGGCGCAUGUACAUAGACGAGGGGACAACGGUUGAUAUUCUUAAUGCUUAAUGGCUCCGGGGAUGCAGAUGAUUCCAUCAGGUGUUGUCCGCGAAGUAGUAGCUAAGUCCGACUGGGGCCGGGUUGAUUGCGAGCCGGCCAAUCCGGACCCGGGGGUUUACGAGCAUGGGCCUCGAGUAAGACCGACUAAGACUCCUGGCAUCCCCGUUGGCAGUUUGCUUAAUCGUAGAG
Molecule: messenger RNA, 2460 nt
Organism: Aspergillus ibericus CBS 121593
Lineage: Eukaryota; Fungi; Ascomycota; Eurotiomycetes; Eurotiales; Aspergillaceae
Product: putative ab-hydrolase associated lipase
Exons: 1
Coding region: 126-2204 (692 amino acids)
Biological process (GO): lipid metabolic process
Source: RefSeq, a predicted model, not a curated record